Messenger RNA from Chelonoidis abingdonii (Abingdon island giant tortoise), 5948 nucleotides. It is a transcript of the gene CLDN25, whose product is annotated as claudin 25. The record is from RefSeq and is a predicted model, not a curated record. Gene Ontology annotation, cellular component: membrane; bicellular tight junction. Lineage: Eukaryota; Metazoa; Chordata; Testudines; Testudinidae. Gene Ontology annotation, molecular function: structural molecule activity.
AAGUGCUUCAGUUGAACUGAUCGCUGUCAUUACGCUUAUUACGAAAGUGCUGCCCAGCCAGCAGCCUUUCCAACCCCCGCCUUGAACAAACAGGUCGCAUUUCCCCUCUGCAUGCCAAGCGAGCCCCAGGAGAUGCAGAUGAUGGGAUUUCUCGUAAAGGCCUGCCCACAACUGAUUUCUCGCUGUGGCGCACCAAGCUCCUUUUAUAUUUAUUUAAUGAUUAAAUAAUGGCCAACACUUUAAAAAGCCUCUGAGAAUGGAGUCAUUCACCAGGCUGGAGUCAUUAACAGGGCGGGGGAGAAAGUAUUUGGCUCAAGUAUUUCACUUCUUCUCUGGCUGUUCAAGGGUACUUCUCAACACCCCAUCCCAGUCGUUCUUGGAGCUACCAUUUGUCCAGAGGUGCUUUCUCUGCCAAGCCUCUCAUUGCAGGAUUUCGGAGGCCUGGUGGGGGCAGGGUAGUCAGUCUUUUGCCAAUCUCUCUUGCGUAUGGAGUGGUGGCCAGUCCAAAAUGGGACUGGCCGCCCGUUGUAGUUAGAUUGACUUUAGCGCACUGACACAGUCUGCACAGACAGACAGACCUUCCUCUCCCCACUGAACCUUUUUUUAGGGACAACUCCUCUCAGAGGUGUUGCCUGAGACCAAUCUGACUGCACCAGUUCCAUUCUUCCUCUCUGCAUUGCCGUCCUGCUCUCCACCCAGCACAGACUCCCUAAUUCCUCUGCCUCCUUCUCUCCACAUUUCCCUUCUUCCCCCUUCUCACAUCUGCUCCCUCAGUUCUGUGUCCUGCUUCUUCCUUUACUCUGCUUCCCUCUCGCCUCCUUUUCAUCAAUGGUGAAAUGCACUUGGGUUGCUCACUCCACCUGCCCUCACACCUGGCAUUUGGAGGAGUUGAUUCAUAGCAGGAUCAGCUGGAUAGGUAGUACAGGUGGAAAAGUCAACAGAGGGCCUUUUAAGUAUUGCUCAGAGAACUGACUUUAACCUUAAAAAGCCUGGCCAGCCAUGUCAGAUGACCACCAAAUGAUUGGAGAGAAAAACACUUGCCAACCAGGGACAGGACCAGACUUGAUCCGAGUACCACAACAUCCAUCCCUCAGGAGUUGAAUGCACUGUGGACACGCCCUUGCAUGUUGGAAUCUCAGCGGCAGUUAUCAGGAGACCCUCCCAGCUUGUUAGCAGCAGCUGAAUCUGCCUCAAAGUGCUGAGCUGGGCUGGGCUAUGUUAGUGCAUUUUGGUUGGGUCCCACAUUGCAGUAGUUGCAGGGUCCCACAGCUGCUGUUUCCAUGUAUGCUUACAGACUGUGGUAGUGGCUGAUCAUCUGAUGCCGUAUUGCACAGCACUGAAUUGGCUGGCUGCAGGAAGGCACUCCAGCCAGAAUUUUUUUUUUUUAAUCCAGUAAAACCAACAAAACAUGAAAAUAAUUGUUGCCACACCCAGGAAUUAGUGGUAUAAGCUUGAAUUUCCCCCAUGCUACUCCUCUGAAAGCUAGAAACAAAUAAUAGCUCUCAGUCAACAGCUCGUCAACUGAAAGAGCAUAUUCAUGGAAACCAACGCUGUAGCAGAGCUUCAAAAAAGUUAAUACCAAAAGCUUCUGCUCGAACACCCAAAUUCAUCUUGACCGGCAUACAGCUCACUCACACAGCAUCAGCAUGGCUUGGAGCUGUAAGACGAAGAUUCACCUGGGAGGAAUAUUUCUCUCAUUCUUUGGAUGGGUCUCAUCCUGCGUUGUGACUUUUGUGCCACUCUGGAAGAAUCUCAACCUGGACUUGAAUGAAAUGGAGAUCUGGACCAUGGGGCUUUGGCAAGUCUGCGUAAUGCAAGAGGAAGGCGCUAUGGAGUGUAAAAGCUAUGAGUCUUUCUUGGCUCUGCCAUUGGACCUCAAGGUGUCCAGGAUUUUGAUGUUCCUCUCUAAUGGAUCGGGACUUCUUGGAUUCUUGAUCUCCAGUUGUGGGCUGGACUGUUGCAAGACCUGGGAAGAAAAAACAACUCUAAAGAGACAACUAUCGGUUUGCGGAGGAGUGAUUUUUGGCAUCUCAGGAAUUAUGACCCUCAUUCCAGUUUCCUGGCUUGCCUAUAACACCGUACAUGAAUUCUGGGAUGAAACUGUCCCAGAAAUUGUACCUAGAUGGGAAUUCGGAGAAGCAAUGUUCCUGGGCUGGUUUGCUGGAUUUUUACUUGUAGUAGGCGGGCUGCUCAUCACCUGCUCAGCCUGUUUGAAAGGGACGGAAAUGACAACCAUGCCUUUAGCAGCUUGCCGUGAACCAACCCAGGUGCAAGGACCAUUAGCAAUGCGACACUGGAGCCAACAUUCACAUCCCAAAAAUGCCGACCUGGUAAUCUAAGACUUCCAGCACAGAAUUCUGUACUGCUCCCUAGCUUUUCAGAUUGUGAGAAGUUCCCAUAAUAAUUUACAGGAUGUUUAGCUACUUCUUUGUCCAUAAGAAAUUAUUAAGUCUUGCUAUAUGUUUUGUCUUCUUUGUGUUGGUAAGUUUUAAAGAGCAAAAGCUUUUCCUGAGACACUUGCAAACUAAGUCUGGAACUAUAAAAUCAGUGAGAUGAACACAGAAAACUAAAUAGCACUUCAUAUUUCUAGCAACAUUUUAAAUGCAGUAUGUUACUGAUUAUUUCAUUUGAGCAUCUUUGGAAAUUUCUGAUAGGAUAGUAACAUCUGUACACAAUUCUGAAGGUUAUCGCUCCUUAACUGUCCAUUGUAGGGAGACAAGGUGGGUGAGGAAAUAUCUAUCUAUACACAGGGAUAAAUUCCACCACAUAAAUUAUUCAAUUUGAUGGCAACAUGUUUCUAUGCUCUCAAAAAGUAACUGCAUCUUGAACAGCAGAAGAGGAGAAGAUGGGAAUGCAGGAUUUUAGCUAUAAAGAGCAACGCUGCUGUAUUUUUAUUCAUCUAGCGACAUUUUCUUAUAGAAAGUCAGUUUAUACAAAAAAAUGCAUUUUCCACAUCCAUGAAAGGUGCAAAAUCAGAGGCAUAUAUUUACUAAUCAGUGAAAUCAUAAAAAUAUCAGACCCACAAUUAGAAUGUUAUCCAAUUGAAUUCUUUUUUAGAUCACUUGUGUAUAAUAAUUAGAAUAUAACUGUUCCUCUAAAGAUCUCCUAAAUUUUCAUUUGGCUACCAAAAAAAAACAACAAAAAGUUAGUAUUCACUUACUGUGUUUACUAAUAAAGUUAUAUAUAAGAAACCUGUUAAAUACUCAUUUUAGCCUGAUCAGGAGUAAAUUUGAUGCCACAGUACUAUUUAACAACUCUGUUUUGUUAUUUUUAUGACCUUUGCUUACAAUGUCUGUGACAAUGAGAUCAAAGCAAGGAAGCCCCCAUCCAAACUCAGAGUUUGUUUGGGAAUCAAAGAAGUUCACUUUUGGUUUAAAAAGUUUGGUUUUGCAAUUUGUAGUUCAUUCCAGUAGAGAUACCAAUAUGCAGAGAGCAAGGUUAUUUGCAGAAAUUUUUCUAGCCUGGCUGCACCCAGGACAUUUUAGAAACUUUGCAGACAGGCCAAAAAAUGAACUUUAGGGAGCCCAAGCUUCCUGAACAAUCCACCCUUCGUCAGCCUUUCAAAUCUCCCAAUCGUUACUUGAAACGAUGCACGUAUUUCUUUCAUGAAUGGGAACUUUGCUUGAAUGGAUAAAUCAAGAUGUGGUCUCACAGCCUGAUCUAAGUCCACUGAAGGUCUCCCCAUUUUCGCUACUAGGUUUGGAUCAGGUCCCAAGUACGCACCUAUUAGAUCCUUAAAACUCAUGUUAAAAAGAACUGAAAGGAACCCACCGAAGAUUCGGAACGACCUUCUUCUUCAGCCAGUUCUGCUGCUCCCAGUUGUCUGUUAAGUAUGCGCGAAAAAACGAUUGUUGCUGCUGCUGCCUUCUCCUCCCAACAGCUUCCCCUUUCCCUCCCGCUGCCCCACACCAAGUCCAAAUCCCCUAUUUUGUGGCAACACAGCUGGUUGCUGUGGAAAUUAGUCGAUGACAGACAGUUUAGGAAGUGCAAAGAGCAGCAGACAAGAGUCCUGUUUCUGUAACAAGGAUCAAGAGAUGCAAAACACAGGGGCCAGGAGGGCAACACCGUUGGCUGGGGGAAUGUGCUUUUCAAAGACUGACACAAACUAUUUGCUGCUUUCCAGGGGCCUGACAAACCCCCACAGGCAAAAGAGACUCUCAGAUGUGGGCUGUCACUGUCAUCCGCACCCUGGGGAAAUCAACACAGGGAGUGAGGGUGGAAAAAAGAGAAUUGUGGUGACAGCCCAGAUUUUUUAGCCUCAGUGGGCUCCCUUUAUGCAUUUGUGGCUUUAAAGCCUGAUCCAAUGUCAAUGAAAAGAUUUCAGUAGAAUUCACUGGACACAGGAUUGGGCUCUUCAAGCAGAUUAGUGUUACAGUAAACAACUCCUUCAAUUUCCUAAGAUUUGGUUUUUGCUGUGUGUGGGAUUGGAGGUCUGUUGUUCGUAUAUUUUUGGUAGUAGUUUAAUGGGACAGGGAAAUAUCCCCACGACUGUACAAACAAUGGCACUCUGUGCACAUUAGGAUUUCCCCAUUCGGUCACAGCAAGACUGGCUUUCUACAGGGGUUAUGACUGGCAUGUUCUUGCACAGAGGGGUCUUUAAAAUUACACGCCCUCUACUAAUCUCCGAACAUAGCACAGUGGACAUGAGGGAGUCAAGAGCGGGUCAACAGCAAAUAUUGUUAGCAGGGUCAUGGAGUAAAGACUUGAUAAAAAAUUACCUAUAUGGCAAAACAGAUAGGCACUUCGGGGACAGGGAAGACUAAGAGUUAGGAAUAUCUCAGAGCCCCAUGCACCCCUCCCUCCAACAAGCCAGACCUGAAACUACCAAAAACUGAGGUCUCCUGAGUGUUUUGGUACUAGAUGAUAACAGAGAGUAGGCAGUAAACAAGAGAAUCAUCACCAUCUCACCUUGCAAAAGCAAGCCAUUUAGGACAAUAUGAAACACAAAAAAGGCCACAAAGUUGAAAUAUCAAAGGUCCUUGGCUACACCGUCACCCCUUAAAAAGAUAAUAGUAUGUGACUAUCUCUGCAUAGUGUUAGGGUGGUUUCUUUAAGAGUGUUUUCAGUUCUGACUCUAUGUUAACUGGGGAAAAAGAGGGUGAACCCCAACUCCAAAGUUAAAUAACCAGGUGAGGGUGAAACAGACAAAAGUGAGUCACCCUGUCAUUGACAACAAGUCCUCACCUGUCUGCAUUCAAAAGGAAUUCCACUGAAUUAUUACUAUUUUGCACUCUUAACCCAGCCCCAUAAACAUCUAUAUCUUCAGUUUGCCCAUCGAGUCCCCAUCUGGAAGAUAUGUUACUUGAUUUUAUUUUUACAGCUGUGUUUUGAACUGUUGAAAUAAAUCUGUGUUUUGCUAGGGAAAUGCUAACAGAAGCUUAACUAUAAAAAGGGUAAUGGUUCUGCUAUAAUGCAGAUUUAUGUGAGCAACUGAAUAUGAAACUCAAACAUUUCAGUCCCAGAUGAAUAAACUGUUUGUCUGCAGGAACUUACAGUGUUUCUCCUUCCUUUUUGCUAAUUUAAUCCAAGUGAAUUACUCACUGUUGUGUGCUUGGAAAUGGUUGUUUCCUGAAGGAAUUCUGCAUAUAGAGCCUACUGCAGAACGACUCGAAAUAGAAAGGGGUUCAAAGUGGGGCUCUCUAAAGGAAUUUCUCUUGAGUGGCCUGUCCUAACAAGGAGACUUCAAGAGAAACCAGUUAGCAUCAAUAAGCAACCUGCGUGUCAAAGUCUCCGGAAUAUGUACAGCGGAGGACAGGCAGGUGAAAGAGCCUUAGGUGACCCAGUAUUCAAGGUGGGUGAACUUCACCCAGAAGUAAGAUACAAAAAGCUUCUCUACAAGUGGCUCCAUUUGUCUAGACCUCAAUUCUUGCUAGAUGGGCUGAUGUACGUCUGGACAAAGAGUAUAACCACCAGGAAGGAUCUGUCUCCUAUUGAAAUUUGUCUUCUAC